Molecule: messenger RNA, 1031 nt
Organism: Candoia aspera
Lineage: Eukaryota; Metazoa; Chordata; Lepidosauria; Squamata; Candoiidae
Product: phospholipase A2 inhibitor and Ly6/PLAUR domain-containing protein-like
Exons: 6
Coding region: 21-785 (254 amino acids)
Source: RefSeq, a predicted model, not a curated record
GAGAAUGUAGAAAUGAGGACAUGGAGAUAGUCGAGUGUGGAACAGAUCAAACAGUUUGCCUCUCCGGGACUUUUCGUACUACUUAUAGUACAAAGCUGAGCAACACUUGGCUUCAGGAAAGGCAGUUGAGUAGUUCUAUGAACACGAUGGCUGCUGGGAUUGUCGUCUUCUGUUUCUUCUCUUCAAUCUUAUCAACAGUGGCAUCUCUAAAGUGCCAAACGUGUCUUGUCUCUGGAAAUGAAUGUAAAGAAGAGGAUGUGAAGAUGGUGGAGUGCAAAGACAAUGAAGAAUUUUGCUUUUCUAUUAUUGCUAAUACUACUUUAACCAAUGUUUCCAUGACUUUAAUGAUCAAGGGAUGCUUAAAACCUGAGGAAUGUCAUGAAGGCUUCUACAGCACAACCACCAUCAAUGACAGAUAUGAACUGGCAAAUAUGCACUGUUGCCAGACUGAUGGCUGCAAUUCAGAACCUCUUCUGUUGCCAAAUUAUGAAGAGCUUCAACCAAAUGGGUUACAAUGCCCUGGCUGCUAUGUACAAGAUGCAGAUUCUUGUGAAGGCCAUCAACCUGUGAUCUGCCUCAGCACAGAGGAUCAGUGUCUCAAAGUGACUUCCAGCAUACAGGCAUUUGGAAAUUACACCGACAAGUACAGUUUCCAAGGAUGUACAACAAAGAAAUCAUGUGCCUACUCUACAGGAGAGUUUCAGCUAGUCGAUGGGAUGUUUAAUUUCAACGUCUCCACAUUGGAAUGCAGAAACGCAUCUUAUCAUUAUCCUGAUCUUAAAUAGUAGUUAAGGAAGAGCAGAACCUUCUUCACAUUGAUUGAAAUAUUUGUAAAAAUGAGAAGGUUGGAGAUUUAAUGAGAUAAGUGAAGUUUGGGAUCAAAGGUUCUUGAGUUUCUUCUCUGAGGCUGGUGGAGGAUAGCUGGAUAAUUGGCGUCAGAGAAAUAUUACGCUUUGAGACUGUAGCUCAAGAAAAUGUUCUGUGUAAAGACCACAGAAUCAUGGUGAAAAUAAAUCGAUAUGAUGAAAGAA